AAGCACACCAGCAAACAAACAGCCCACUCCAAGCAAAGGAACGAGUAGCGCAAAAUGGCGGCUGCUGCUGCUUUAGCACCAGCCACUCCUCUCCGUUUCAAACCCUACUCUACCCUCCGAUUCCUUUCCUUCUAUUCCAAAAACCUAACAACUCCCCGCCUUUCCCCGCCACUUCCUCGCCGACCAUUCCAGUUCCACUCAACCAUUCCUCGGAAACGAUGCUUCUGCUCCGUUGUUUCUGCAACGCUACAGUCCGGAGAAAGGACAAAAAUGGAAUUCCAGGAAAAGAAAGUUGGUGAAAUGGGGAAUACAGUAGGCGAGUUUAGGAAGAAGUUGAAAAUCGCCGACAUAAAAGGAGGACCCGAUGAAGGUUUGGAUCGGGUCGGGCAGACUCUGGUGGUUAUGGGUUGGGUACGGACUCUCCGGGUUCAAAGCAGCGUUACAUUCCUUGAGGUAAAUGAUGGAUCAUGCCUUUCAAACAUGCAAUGCGUGAUGAAUUCGGAUGCUGAAGGUUAUGAUCAGGUGGAAUCUGGGUUGAUUGCUACUGGUGCAUCUAUAUGGGUACAAGGGACUUUGGUGGCUAGCCAAGGAGCAAAGCAGAAAGUGGAAUUGAAGGUUGACAAAGUUGUGGUGGUUGGACAAAGUGAUCCUUCCUAUCCCAUUCAAAAGAAAAGGGUCAGCCGAGAAUUUUUGAGAACUAAAGCUCAUCUUCGUCCUAGAACAAACACAUUUGGUGCGGUUGCACGAGUGAGAAAUGCUUUGGCUUAUGCAACGCAUAAAUUUUUCCAGGAAAAUGGUUUUGUGUGGAUCUCAAGUCCUAUCAUUACGGCUUCAGAUUGUGAAGGAGCUGGUGAACAGUUCUGUGUUACUACUUUGAUUCCAAGCUCCAGGGAAGCCACCGAUUCUCCUGUGCGAGCCAUUCCAAAUACAAAGGAUGGAUUAAUUGAUUGGUCGCAGGAUUUUUUUGGCAAACCAGCAUUCUUGACAGUUUCAGGUCAACUUAAUGCUGAAACAUACGCAACUGCUCUUUCGGAUGUGUAUACAUUUGGACCCACCUUUCGAGCAGAAAAUUCAAACACGUCUAGACACUUGGCUGAAUUUUGGAUGAUUGAACCAGAACUGGCUUUUGCUGAUCUGAAUGAUGACAUGGGCUGUGCAACUGCAUAUCUCCAGUAUGUAGUGAGACAUGUGCUUGAUAAUUGCAAGGAAGACAUGGAAUUUUUCAACACUUGGAUUGAGAAAGGGAUCAUUGAUCGACUGAAUGAUGUGGCUGAGAAAGACUUUGUGCAGUUGACAUAUACUGAUGCAAUUGAACUUCUUCUAAAAGCAAAAAUGAAAUUCGAAUUUCCGGUGAAAUGGGGAUGUGAUUUGCAAAGUGAGCAUGAACGUUACAUAACUGAAGAGGCAUUUAAUGGAUGCCCUGUUAUAAUUAGGGAUUAUCCAAAGGAGAUCAAGGCAUUCUAUAUGCGGCAAAAUGAUGAUGGGAAGACUGUAGCAGCGAUGGAUAUGUUGGUACCUCGGGUUGGCGAGCUCAUUGGUGGAAGCCAAAGAGAAGAACGACUUGAGUAUCUGGAAAAUCGUUUAGAUGAGCUGAAACUUAAUAAGGAGAGCUACUGGUGGUAUCUUGAUCUGCGUCGUUAUGGUUCAGUUCCUCAUGCGGGCUUUGGUCUUGGCUUUGAAAGACUUGUGCAGUUUGCCACUGGAAUUGAGAAUAUAAGAGAUACAAUACCGUUCCCAAGGACGCCUGGUUCAGCUGAAUUUUAGUGGUGCAACUAGUUUAGAAUUUUUCUGGGUGUUUAAGCAGUUUUGAGAUGCUUUCGAUUCCUUUCACAUUACAGUUACAUACAAGAGACCUCAUCUGUUCUGGUAGGGUGCGGAAGACUAGUUGGCUACCUUUUGCCCUAUACUUUUGUAAAGAAAUUAAAAAAAAAAAGAAGAAAAAG
Molecule: messenger RNA, 1943 nt
Organism: Theobroma umbraticum
Lineage: Eukaryota; Viridiplantae; Streptophyta; Magnoliopsida; Malvales; Malvaceae
Gene: NS1
Product: Class II aminoacyl-tRNA and biotin synthetases superfamily protein
Biological process (GO): asparaginyl-tRNA aminoacylation
Cellular component (GO): mitochondrion
Molecular function (GO): ATP binding; asparagine-tRNA ligase activity
Source: RefSeq, a predicted model, not a curated record